Cyprinodon tularosa is the source of this 970-nucleotide messenger RNA. It is a transcript of the gene ggcta, whose product is annotated as gamma-glutamylcyclotransferase a. Lineage: Eukaryota; Metazoa; Chordata; Actinopteri; Cyprinodontiformes; Cyprinodontidae. Gene Ontology annotation, molecular function: gamma-glutamylcyclotransferase activity. The record is from RefSeq and is a predicted model, not a curated record. The transcript is spliced from 4 exons. The coding region runs from base 72 to 665 and encodes 197 amino acids.
ACCCAUCUGCUGCUGCUCUCUGCUAAAUACUCGUUCAUAUCGACUGAGCUCUUGCGUUACCAACCUCCCCCAUGUGGUCUAGCAUUUCAAGCAUCUUUUUACUCAUUAAUAUAUGUAUAUUAGAAAUGUCGGGUGCCAGCGACGGUAAUUUUUUAUAUUUCGCGUUUGGAAGCAACUUGCUAAAGGAAAGACUCCAUCUGAAGAAUCAUUCGGCAGUUUUCGUCUCUGUAGGUCGACUGAAGGACUACAAGCUGAACUUUGGCCUGUGGGAAGAAAAUGUGCAAACCUCUUGGCACGGUGGAGUGGCCACCAUUGAGUCCUGUCCAGGGGAAGAGGUUUGGGGGGUGGUCUGGACCUUGAGUAAUGAAAACCUCUCAACCUUAGACAGCCAGGAAGGUGUGAGCCAAGGAGAGUACUCCCCUCUGGAGGUUUUCGUAGAGACUGAACAAGGAACGAAGCUGUGCAGGACGUAUCAGAUGAACAACUUCCACCCCAGCCCUCCAUCUCCACAGUACAAACAGGUGGUGUGCCUGGGUGCUGAACAGAACGGGCUUCCGAAGGAGUACCUGAAGAACCUGGAGGCCAUUAAGACCAACAACUACAGCGGCCCGUCAGUCCUGGAUCGAAUCAAAGCUGCCAUGAAACAACCCGAAAUUAGUAGCUGAACAGAAACGUAGAUAAUGCAAUUAAUAAUUUUUUUUUCAGACUCUGGUUUUGCUGAGACUUAAUGUUAAGAGAGAGAGAACAACGGUUGUCUUUAGACUAGUCUUCAUCCCUUUUCACUGAUUUUGAGAUUCCCCCAUUUGCAGGUUUGCACCAAUGAGUGGUUUAUUUAAACAUUAGCAAUAAUCUUUUAAUGAACUACCAAUAAUUCAUGAAUUUAUGUUAUUAGAUGUCUUCUGCAAAAAGCAAUUUAAAUAUUUGUUUCAAUGAAGAAAUAAAACUGAAUAAUUUGUUUGAAAAGAAACCA